GGUUGGAGUUCUGGGUCACGUGACGUGCCAGUGCGUCAGUGUAGGGUAGUUGUCAUGAGGAGCUAAAAGUGGCUGUAGUUAGGACUGCUGAUGUUAUAACCUGAAAAUAACCCUCUCUGUAAGCAUCAGCAACAACGAUUCGUGCAUGAUUUAAGGAUCACACGGUAUAUAAACACUACUACGCGAUCGGAAGCCAUAGGAGAGAGUUAAAUCAGCAACAUGGAGUGGUUUGAUGAACGGGACCGAAAGAAGACAGACACACACCCACACGAGCCCAGUGCAGACAGUAUGGCUUCCAUGUGCCCGAGUCAGCAGCACUGUGUAAAGGCCUCCAUUGCGUGGCAGCUGGCGGAGGCGCAGGACCGACUGUGCGGUUUGGAGCUUCACAGCUCCGAGUCUGUUGAACAGGAGCACGCCCGAGCUCUGGCUUCUUCCACUGAACUUUCACAGAACGAGCUGGAAUGGAGACAAAAGGAGAGAAUGCUGGGAAGAAGUCCCACACUGUGUCCGGAGGCCAGCCGAGAUGUGUUUGACAAGAGUAUCAUAAAUCGUUCACAAUGGCCUAAUGAAACCGAACACGAUAAAAGCCAAAGUUUUGUCCAGCGUUACGAGGAGCUCUUGAAACAUUUUGGUAUGUUAAGGAGGUGGGAUGAUAGCCAGCGCUUUCUAUCAGAGUACCACCAUCUCAUCUGUGAAGAAACAGCCAAUUACUUGAUCCUGUGGUGCUUUCGGCUACAGGCAGAACAAAAAGGGGCCUUAAUGGAGCAGGUGGCACAUCAGGCGGUUGUCAUGCAGUUUAUUAUGGAGAUGGCCAGAAACACCCAGCAGGACCCGCGAGGCUGCUUCCGUCAGUUCUUUCAGAAAGCAAAAGCUGGACAGGAGGGAUACUUGGAUGUUUUCCACGCAGAACUAGUGGCCUUCAAGCAGAGAGUAAAGGAGUACACUAUGAAAUCUAAAGGGGAAACACCAAAGGAGACGGCACACCAGAACAAUGCCCCGGGAUGUCGUCUUGAUCCUAAAGAAGUUUUAGAGUCUUUGCCUCCGGAUUUGAAAACGUGUAUCCAGAUGCAAGAUAUGCAGAUUCUUCAAAAUGUGCUCAGCACCAUGAACCCACAGGCGGCAGAAUAUCACCUGAAGCGUUGUUUGGAAGCAGGACUUUGGACAAAUAUACCCAGAGCCUCUAAAGACGAGAGUUCAGAAACGGAUGAAUGGAGAAUGAUGGAGACCUAGCAGACCUCGCAGUCAGUCCAUAGAGAAACGUCAGUAGGAAAUGCGCUUUAGUUCGGGAGACGGGAAGAUAAAGGGCUGCGCUCAAAGACUUCCAUUUCGCAUCCUUGCCUGAGCGUGUGCUGCACUUUAUAUUUGUUUAAAAGAGGAAACUAUUUAAAUAAAAUACAAGGAACUGUA
Molecule: messenger RNA, 1407 nt
Organism: Misgurnus anguillicaudatus (oriental weatherfish)
Lineage: Eukaryota; Metazoa; Chordata; Actinopteri; Cypriniformes; Cobitidae
Gene: cdc37l1
Product: cell division cycle 37-like 1
Biological process (GO): protein folding; protein stabilization
Cellular component (GO): cytoplasm
Molecular function (GO): protein-folding chaperone binding; heat shock protein binding
Source: RefSeq, a predicted model, not a curated record